Actinia tenebrosa (Australian red waratah sea anemone) is the source of this 1749-nucleotide messenger RNA. RefSeq lists its product as uncharacterized. The record is from RefSeq and is a predicted model, not a curated record. NCBI's taxonomy places the organism in Eukaryota, Metazoa, Cnidaria, Anthozoa, Actiniaria, Actiniidae.
GAUCAACCAAGACCUAAGAAGACCAAAAAUCAAACUAUCUGAAGAAGAAGACGACCCGCAGUUUGCUAAACAAGAAACAUGGACAAAAUUAUUAUCGCUUUGCUUGUUUUCUUCGUUGUUACCGCAUACACCACACAAGUUCCUGAUGGCCCGUACAAGAUCUCGGUGUAUCCCAAGCAUCACGACUUCGUCACACGUCCCUGCCAUAUACUGAUGAUGAAAGUCGGCCUAAACGGUAAACGUACUCUGGGACUUGGAACCUGUUGCGAUCAGGACCAGUGGACAGACCUUCGAAUUGUACGAGGACGGGCCGGUGGAGUUACCAAAUUGAAGAUAAUGAGCAACGAUUUGAAUUAUGUUCUUACAGACAAACUGGAAUUCGUGAAUACUACUUUUGCGUCGAGCAUGAAUCCAAACAAMGUGUAUUUCAAGACUGGACUUACCAUACUGUCACGCAGAGAUAAAACAUAUCUAAAACCAAUGUCUUCUCCUAACAAAUUCCUCUCGGGUGACCUUUAUUGGACGAAAAAAGUUACACUGGUCAACCGAGAAUCUUUAAUUACAAACUUCAUGCUGAGUAAUUCUACUUGCCAAGCUUACUUACAGUAUCCUAGUUUCAACUACUGCCAACAAAUUGCAGGUAUAAGAUGUGGCUAAGGCCACUCAAGCCAUUUAGUUUGCUUUAAUGUAGCCUGCAUAUCGGUCCAAAGGUUUAGGGGAUAAUGGCCCCCCCCUUCCCUUCUCCGAAAUUCUGCCCCACCCCAACCGUUUGGGCCGCUACGCAGGCUAGAAGUUAAAAGUUGCACGUGCACAUGUAAGCUCAAUAUCAGUAGUAGUAGUUUAGGGUAAAUAAGGUCGAUACUGAGUCAAUAUUUCAUAUCCACUACGUCUAUUAUUUUAUUAGUAUUGCCAAGCUUUCGGCCAUAUUGGCAUUCUUCAGGGCAACGUGUUAUUUCAUGUAGCCUUGAAUCGCCAAUAUGGCCGAAGUUAUAAACGUAGUGAAUACGAAAUCUUGACUCAAAUGCAUCCUACGUACAAGAAUACAUUUGGAGGUCGUUACKGCUUGAUGUUUUUAGUGCCGAAGGACAUUCUCGUACCCAGACCCUUCUCUACAAAAAAUUGAAGGUUUUGGUAACACGCAAACCGGAAGACCCAGAUGUCGUCAGAUAUGCGCAUGCUCCACAUAUUCUGACUUCCGGUAUAACUUCAAACCGUGUUUUUUUAAAUGAAAAACAAUCAAGCUUAUUUUAUCCAUUGCAAAUGGAACAGUUUAUUUGUCUGUGAUUAACAUUGUGAUGCGUACGGUAAAGCAUUCAAAUGUCAACCGUUGUACGAUAAAAAAUCCGCGAAACAGAUGAUUAUGCAAAAAAUUUAAACCAAUCAAAUGAACGGUCGAUUUGUUUGUUACAAGAGCCUUCGAUUUUUCAUUAGAAAGCUGAGAAGGCUUUGGUUACGAUGAGAAUGUGCCGAAUGAUUGAGGCAUCCGAACUAAAAAUGAUACUGAUCUGAGUAAAAAUGUCCACUCGUAUUCACAUAAAUUUUUGUACGUAGAUUGAAUAAUUUAUUUUUUGCCAGAUGAUAUUUAAAAAAAUCUUUUUAAUGUAUUUUUACUCAAUUAAAACGACGAGGUUUAUUUGGACCCGGCGUGAUUAUUUAAUAACCAUAUUUUGCUUUUGAAGUGUAACAAGAUUCCAAGGUUAUAUGUAAUAGUAUUGAGUUAUAUUUAAUAAAGAUUAUGUCUAAAACAUA